UGCAAAAACCAAUUUUUUUUUUUUUUAAACCUAUCCAACCAAAACAAUAGACCCAUGUAUUCCACUUGCUUUGGUAAUGUAAACCUACUGUAUGCUUCCCACGCCAAUAACAAUGUAAACAUACUGUAUGCUUCCCACACCAAUUAAGCCCUUUACAUUAAAUGAGAGAGAGAGAGCAGGAGAGAGAGAGAGAGAACUGAAUCCAGAUGGUUAACUACUCAUUUUCAUUCAGAGUUCACAUACAACGUUGUUCUUUUAGGCUACUAAAUUCACUGCUCUGCAAUAUAAUAGUUAUGUCACUUUCACUUAACCUUAUUACUCUAAAAGAGCUUGUUACACUAGGUCUAGGCCUACACAAUAAUAAAGUUACAUGCUUGCAGACCAGUGUGUCAUUUAGGUGGUAUUGUGUAACAAAAUGUAACAUUUUAUUUCAACGUAUUAAAUAAAAUAAAACGGUGAUCAAUCUGAGUUACAGUGUUACUACCAAAUCAUUAACCACACAAGGUCAUUGACAGUAGAAUAAUCGCAUUUCUAUCCCGGAUAUGGGAACCGCCUCAGUCGUUUAAUUUCAUGUUCAUGCUGGACAUGGGUUUCUCACAAAUGGGAUGAAGUGCUUUGUAUCGACCAAUUAUGUGGUACUACCACUUUAAAACAUGUUGGGAGUUGUCUGCCAAUCAGCGCGAAGGAGGGGGAGGGAAGAAAGCGGGUGGGUAGCAACAGUUGCCCCGGUGAGGACGAAGCGCCAUAGCCACGGUAGCCCUGGCGACAAGAACCCAGCAACGAGAAUCAACAACAACAGCCUGAAUCCUUGAAAAAAAUUAAAACAAAAAUACCGGUGGGAAAUUCACUCGGAAUCAGAGUGUCUGAGUCCCAGUUCUCGUGAUGGCCACGACAGGCUACGUGGAGGAGUUGCAGCCCGUGACGACCCAGCCUCAAAGGGCAGCAGGUGGGAGUGUGACGGUGGCCGGACAGUCCUCCACCUCAGCCUCCGCUGCCCCACACACGGUGGUAGCUCCUACGCAGCAGUUCCUGGCCGAGCUUCAGACCACGGUGGUGGAUCCUCCCACCGCUGCAGCCGCAGCAGGACAAACCACACCUCCUGCACAAGCCACUCCCACCGCGGCACAGAAGACAGCAGUUGUCCAGGUGGCACCCACACAGGCUCCUCCCCCCCAGACCCAGUAUGUGACGGCUGAGAUCCAGGGUUCCUCGUCACAGGCCAACAACGCCCAGAACAUUCCCCAGUACAUCGUGGUCACCGUCACAGAGGGCUCUCUCCAUUCAAGUGACUCUGUGUCUGACUCCAGCUCUCCUGCAGCUGUGGUACAGCAGACUGGGGUUCCCACACAGGUGGUGCAGCAGGUGCAAGCAGCACAGCAGAGGUCAGUGGUGCAGGCAACUUCCCAGAUCACAGCCAAGACUGAACAGGGCACCACCCAGCUGAGUGUCACCAACCUGCAGCCUGUCCACCUCACUCAGGAGAGUUCGCAUAGAAAACAGAGUGAGAGGGAUGAGGCAGACGUAGGGAGAGACCGAGAGGUAGAGGAGGAGUGGACAACAGCAGAGCAGAGCAGGACAGACACACAGUACUUUGCAUGGGUGCCGUCAGACAGACACACAGACAUGCAGACAGACGGACACAGCCUCCAGGAGUACACCUCCUACAUCCCCCUCUCCCUUCCCCUGGCCUUCCCUCCCUUCGCCUUGCCCCUGUCGGUGCUCUCGCUGGGCUGGGAGGGGAUGGAGAUGGGAGGCUACCCCGCGGUCACCACAGCCCAAGGACAGCCACUCCUGUUUGACGCAGCCUCUGCCCUCAGAGUGCAGCAGCAGCUCCAGCAGGUGCCAGUGCAGCAUGUGUACACCAACCAGGUGCAGUAUGUUGAAGGGGGAGACAACAACUACACCACCAGCACCAUUCGUUCAGGCAGCUUCACCUACACAGACACCCCUCUGUACACUCAGACCACCGCUGCCCCUUACUACGAAGCCCCUCCCACCUCUGGCUCACAGGUCACCACCACCGGCACACCCCUGACCGUCUCCGUGACAACGGGCUCUGCCGGUGGUGUGUCUAUGUACGUGGCUGGCACAGGCCAGAUCGUGGCCAAUCCGGCAGCUGCCGCUGGGGGUGGGGCGACGGUGGUGGUGGCGACAGGGGGAACAGCCAAUGGGGCUGGGGAAGGGGCGGGGGCUAAUGGCAGCGGGGGCAGCUAUGUGAUCCAGGGGGGGUACAUGCUGGGCGGCAACAGUCAGGGAGGCUACUCCUCCCACAACGCCCGCUCUUCUCCUGCCACCGUUAGUAUAACAGAGGGCGAGGAGGGUAGCGGCGUACCGUCAGCAGACAAAAAGGUGCAGUGGCUGCUAGAUAACUAUGAGACAGCUGAAGGGGUCAGUCUGCCUCGCUCCACCCUCUACUGCCACUACCUGCUGCACUGCCAGGAGCAGAAGCUGGAGCCCGUCAACGCUGCCUCCUUUGGGAAGCUGAUCAGAUCUGUGUUCAUGGGGCUACGCACGCGCCGCCUGGGCACCCGGGGGAACUCCAAGUACCACUAUUAUGGCCUGAGGAUCAAGGCCUGCUCCUCUCUGAUCAGACUGAUGGAGGACCAGCAGCAUCUGGCCAUGAGACAGCAGCCCUUCUCUCAGAAACAGAGGUUGAAGCCGGUGCAGAAGGUGGAGGGGAUGACCAAUGGCAUGGCGGCAGGCUCGGGCCAACAGCAGCAACAGCAGCAGGGGGCGGGGCUCUCUGACAUCAGCGCCCAAGUGCAGCAGUACCAGCAGUUCCUGGACGCGUCCCGGACCCUCCCAGAGUUCCCUGACCUUGACCUGCAGGGGAAGGCCCUACCGGAGGGCAUAGAACUGGAGCACAUCAAGAGCUUCCAGCUGCUGUAUCGGGAACACUGUGAGGCUAUUCUGGACGUGACGAUCAACCUGCAGUUCACCCUGGUGGAGACCCUGUGGAAGACCUUCUGGAGGUUCGAAGAGAGCCAGAGUGGAGACACUGGCACACUGGCUGUACAUGAUGAGUCUGAGAAGCGCCUGCCCAAGGAUUGUCUAGUGAUCUUGUGUAAGUACGACCCUGUGCUCCGCUGGAGCCGCGACUGUGACAACACCCUGUACCAGGGCCUGGUGGAGAUCCUCAUCCCCGAUGUGCUGCGGCCCAUCCCCAGUGCCUUAACUCAAGCCAUCCGCAACUUUGCCAAGAGUCUGGAGAGCUGGUUGACCAACGCUAUGAUGAACAUCCCAGAAGAGAUGGUCCGCAUCAAGGUGACGUCGGCCAGUUCGUUUGCCCAGACGCUGCGCAGGUACACCUCUCUGAACCACCUGGCCCAGGCAGCCAGGGCCGUGCUACAGAACACAGCUCAGAUAAACCAGAUGCUCAGUGACCUCAACCGCGUUGACUUCGCCAACGUUCAGGAGCAGGCGUCGUGGGUGUGUCGCUGUGAGGACCGUGUGGUGCAGCAGUUGGAGCAGGACUUCAAGCUGACCCUGCAGCAGCAGAACUCUCUGGAGCAGUGGGCUGCCUGGCUGGACGGGGUGGUCUCCCAGGUCCUAAAGCCCUACCAGGCCAGCGCCGCCUUCCCCAAGGCCGCCAAGCUCUUCUUGCUCAAGUGGUCCUUCUACAGUUCCAUGGUGAUUAGAGACUUGACUCUGCGUAGUGCUGCCAGCUUCGGAUCCUUCCACCUGAUCAGACUGCUAUAUGAUGAGUACAUGUACUACCUGAUAGAACACAGAGUGGCCCAGGCUAAAGGAGAGACACCCAUCGCUGUCAUGGGAGAGUUCGCCAGUCUUGGCAGGAGUUUGAACCCACUGGAUCCAGACAAAGAAGAGGAAGAGGAGGAGGAAGAGGAGAGCGAUGACGAGUGUCAGGAGCUGUCUCUGCCCUCUGACGGGGCGGGGUUGGGGGAGGAGUCUCUGGAGCCGCCUACCAAGCUGGCUAGAACCGACCAGAGAGUACUCUUCACCACGGGCCAGGACUGAUCACACACACACUGAUACACACAUGCACAAACACACAUCUAUUCACAGACGUACACACAUGAACACAUUGAUUGAUACACAUUUGUAUACACACAUACACCAAGAUACACUAGAGGUUGACACAGGAGUGAAAAUUCAUUCCUGUUCCUGUGGAUUGUCGAUCCUGUCCUGUCCCGAACAUGACUCUAUAGAACUUGACUCCCAUUCCUGACAGACCUGUUCCCGUGUCAACCUCUAAUGUACAAUUUCUACACACAUUUGAGUGUAGUUACUGUACACACACACACACACACAUAUUCAUUCACUCAAUGAAAAUUGCUGCAGUCUCUAACGCAUAGAUGCUGACCCAUCAGUGCACACACACACACACACACACACACACACACACACACACACACACACACACACAGUCCCAAUAAGGUCUGUAUGGCACAAAUCUGCUGUAAGCACAGAUACCACACAUGCAUGGAUGGGCACACAAUCAUCGGUCCAGCGUUGCUGGACAAAGGCCACAGGGUGAACUUACACACAUACAUACCCGACCCAAGGACUGAAGAGAAAGUGUUUGUUGUCACUUGGAUGGAUCUGUGUAUUGAACAAGGACCUCCCAUGUUUCUCUGUAUUGGUGUCACUGAAUGACAACAGGGCAGCGCAAUGUACAUACCAACCUGGGCUACCCUUCAACAACUGUCUGCUGUGCCAAGGUGGUCCUGAAGAUAUGACUGUUAACAGUUCAUCCUCCCUUACCCAACCCUUCAGUAUAGGGAGGAACGGAGGGAGGAAUAGGAUGAAAGAGGAAAUGGCUGCUUACGAUUCUGUAGUUCUAGGUGGUCCAUUUAGCUGUCAAUCAAAGCCCAAGAGCCAAUCAGGAGAUGGGGCCUGUGGGUGACAGCAGAUAGACUGUAAAGGGAGUUGUUGUGUGUGUGUGUUUUUGAUGCCCGUGGCGUGUGUGUGUGUGUGUGCGUGCACUGGGGUCCUACUGCUGUGCUAUAUUUGUAGUGUGAGAAUGAACGUGUUGUUGAUUUUUGUGAUCGUGUGUGUGUGUCUAGUAACGUGUGUCUGGUUGUACGAUAGUUGAGUCUGUGCUUCAGAAGAAGUGUUGACUGUAUAUUUGGUGGAUAUUUUCAAAGGCAUUCAAAAUCAUUUGGGGUGAAUGUUUUUAUUUGCUGUUUUCUUUAAUUAUUUUUUUCCUGAAAAAGAGUGUCAGGGUUUUGGGGGUUCCUGUCACAACCACUCACACACAAAAUAUAAAACCCUGGUUUAAAGGCGUUUCCAUGUCAACCCCAUGGAUGUGGAAAAGUAGUCCCACAAUUUCUCUCACCUGCAGUGUCCCUCUGCCUCUGCUGAAUGUGCAGUUCUGUAAAGAGGGGCUCAGUUCAAUAUAUAUUCCUGUUUGUGUGUUCAAGUGCUUCAUUGCCAUCUGUUUUAUUGGUUUCUGUUGAGACCUUUGUGGCCUCUUGUUGUCCACACGUCAUUACUCCAGCCUUAUUUUUUAUGUUCGUUUGUCUUUUUCUUUUCUGUGCCAAACAUUUCUGAAUUCAAAUAAUUACUUUGUUUGUUUGUUUACAUGUUCCAAGAAGGACUGUGCUGGACUGAGUUAAGAUGUGAUAAUAUUGAUAAUAUAAUUAUAUAUAUGUGUGUCACUCUAUUUCCUUUUCAUUGUCACAAAGUGAGCCUUCCUUUGUCUGGUGAUGUGGAGUCAGUCUGUCACACACUAAGUAUAUUUUGUGUGUAUGUGUAUUUACUGAGAGUCGUUAUUGAUUGUGUACGUUUGAUUUCAGUUCUCCUCAAGUGAGCUCUCCAUACAUACACAGGCCUAGGGUCCUGCUUCGUUUGCCCAGUCACCGUCAAUGACUGUCCUUUUAGAAGGUCAGAUAUCAGUAGCCUGGUCCCAUAUCUGUUUGUACUAUCUUGCCAACUCCUGGUGUGACAAUGACCAUAGAAGUUGGUGAGACAGCACAAACCGAUCUGGGACCAGGCUAGAAUAUAACAGUUCUGCCUAUUUAUCACAGACCGUCUCCACUUCGAGAUCCCUAUAGAUCUCUUCCAUGUACAGUACUGUGUAUCUGUGUCUGAUGGAAUCGCAGGGAACAGGUGUAAGGUACUCUGAGAAAGACCCUUACAGUCGGUGCCAUUGCUGUAUGGGUUUAGCCUGGUCCCAGAUCUGUUUGUGCUUUCUUAUAGAAGUUGGAAUGACAGCACAAACAGAUCUGGGAUCAGGCUCGAUGUGAAACGAGACAGGAGAACCACAGUCACCUUAUCUUCCUCUACAUCUAUCACUCUGUCUCACUCGUUUCCUUCCUUCCUGCCAAUGUUUUUCUGCUGUUUUUUGUUAAAGCCAUUUUCUUCUAACAUUGUCCACCACUAUCGGUUCAGUUGUUGAACAUGUAUUGUUUGAACAUUUCAUUACAUUUAAGUGUCACAAGAAAGUUUUCAAAGGCUGCAAUGCAUGUCUUGAGCACGCAGCGUGGACCUCUAAACCAGCAUGUUUAACACUGGGGCGUCUGCUGCUACCACAGCUGUUGACAUAUCACUCCGAUGUCCUGCGGAUCUCCCUAUACGAUGGCCAUUCUUUUCCAGACAAAAAUGUUUUGUCAUUUUUAUAGUGUUCAGUUUCUUAUUUUUAAAAACAAAAGCGGUAUUGUGUGGCAGUGUUUUAUGAAUUUGGUCAACUACAAGUAUGACUGUGCCUUUGGGAGGUUGUAGAAUGCACUUCAAAUGUUUUUAAUUUUAAAGAUAUAAAAUAAAUUAAGAAUUUUUAAAAUUG
Molecule: messenger RNA, 6745 nt
Organism: Coregonus clupeaformis (lake whitefish)
Lineage: Eukaryota; Metazoa; Chordata; Actinopteri; Salmoniformes; Salmonidae
Product: MHC class II regulatory factor RFX1
Exons: 20
Coding region: 883-3978 (1031 amino acids)
Biological process (GO): regulation of transcription by RNA polymerase II
Cellular component (GO): nucleus
Molecular function (GO): DNA-binding transcription factor activity, RNA polymerase II-specific; RNA polymerase II cis-regulatory region sequence-specific DNA binding
Source: RefSeq, a predicted model, not a curated record